Messenger RNA from Closterium sp. Yama58-4, 2943 nucleotides. The record is from the annotation of a GenBank genome assembly. NCBI's taxonomy places the organism in Eukaryota, Viridiplantae, Streptophyta, Zygnematophyceae, Desmidiales, Closteriaceae.
AUGAGCCCUUCCGGCGGGGGCCGCGGAUUUGCGCGUUCCGCCUCGCAGCCCGUGCGGACACUAGACGCAGUCAGACACCCUCCGCCGCACACGCCUCCGAACCUCUCCCCCCUUUCCGGCGGUUCCUCCGCGCAUGGCGCAGCUGCCCCGCCAGGCCUGCCUCCCGCGCGGAGGGCUUCGGAACCAGGGCAAGCGCAAACACGCGCGCGCCCGGUGACUGCGGGGAAGGCUCCGCCAGUCCAACCAGUAGCGCGCGCAGGUCCGCCCACGACCUCCGUGGCCGCUGCUGCGGCUUCGGGCGGCGGAGGCAGUGCGACAGCUGCCGUGCCCCCCGGAGGCGGCGGCCUGCGCACUGUGGCGGGGGCGGUGGCGUCGCGUUCCCUGCGGAAGAGCGCGAGCGCGCCGCAGGUGCGGCCGGGGGAGGGCGCGUCGAACGCCAGCACGCGCGCCGUGGCGGAGAGGGCCGCCUUGCGACUGAAAGGGCGCGGGAGCGCUGGUGGGGCGGAUGCCGGCGCGGGGUAUUCCGGAGGGGGAGUUUCCGGCGCAGGCGGUGACGGGGGGGAGGUAGUAGGCGCGGCGGGCGCGGGAGUUGCGGGAGCGGUAGCGGACAGGCCGAGGACGCGCGUGGGGCGGGUGCUGUCGCAGGGAGGGCAGGGGGCGGCGGAGCAAGAGGACAGCCCGCGGCAGUGGCUGGCAGCGGGCGCGCAGGGGACAGGCGCAGGCGUAGGGGGGUUGGGCGCGGGCGGGUUCGCGGCGCCGUCGGAUCGGCCCACGACGCCCCCCAGGCGCGACAUGGGCGGCGGCGGCGGUGCUGGUGGGGGCGUGGGGGUGGCGGCGGUGGGUGUGGGGGUGGUGGCGGGGCGCCCCAAGACGCCCGCGCGCAUGGACCUGCACGAGGCGGAGCGCGUCCGCCUCGCUGCCGCCGCCGCCACGGGUGCACCUGCAGUAAUAGGCGGAGGAGGCGGAGCAGCAAUAGGCGGAUUGGGCGCAGGGGGCGCGGUGCAGGCGCCAGUGACUCCCCGCGUGGUGGAGCGCCCCUCCACGCCCCUCGCGGGGCAGCGCCCCGCCUCGCCGCUGCUGCGCGCGGAUGGUGGCGCGCUCGAGCGCCCCAAGACGCCCACGCGCAGGCAGGAGGCGGAAGGCGGGGAGCGCCCCACGACGCCCACCAGGCGGGGGGAAGUGGCAGUGGGGGCGCGCGGGGAGGGGCGGGUGGGGCGCAUGGAGAGGCCAACCACGCCCCUGCAUGGGGCGGAUGGGGGGCUGAGUUCUGCCUCAACCGCACGGGUAGCAGAACGGUUAGAUGUGGAAGCAGAGCGGUUGAAUGUGGAAGGAGAGCGGUUGGGGGCAGCAGAGAGGUUGAACGUAGAUGCAGAGCGAGUGGGGGCAGCAGCGCGGCCGCACACAGCCAUGCCGCGGGGGGUGGGCGCUGCAGCACAGGGGCAGGCGGGCAGCCGCGCGGACAGGGCGAGCUUCCGGGGGAAGGUGCGCCCCAAGUCGUUCGUGGAGCGGAACGCGGGCGACGGCACAGGAGCAGCAAGGGGGGACGGCGCGUGGCCGGGCGUGGCAGCAGUGCCGCGCCCCACCACGCCUGUGAGGCGAGGCGAUGGGUCUUUGGAGCGUGCGGUUACCCCCGGGGGGAGGGUUGGGGCGAGCGGGGGAGGCGGGGGUGGGGGAGGAGGCGGAGGAGGGGCUUUUGGAGGGGAAUCGGGAGCGAUCGAACGGCCGUUGUUGCCCGCUGGUAGGAUUGCCGGAGUCGAUCCAACGGGGGAGCAGCAGCAGGGGAUUAGAGGGGAGGGGAGAGGAGGGGCAGGGAGGCAGGCUGUUGGGAGGUCCCCUUCUGGGGAAGCUGCUAGGGCAGGAGGGCGUGCUGACUCAGCACCUGCGGAUGCUGACGUGUUCAGGUCGUUUAUCCUGGGCCGGCCGUAUGCUGACGUGGAGGAGCGGUUUGAGAUGGGAGGGGAGGUGCUGGCACGGGGGGAGUUUGGUGCGGUGCGGGUGUGUGUGGAGCGGGAGGGUGGGGCGAGGCUGGCUUGCAAGACCAUCGACAAGCAGAGCAUUCAGUCAGCAGAUGAGGCGCGCAACCUGAGGAGGGAGGUGGCAGCAAUGGAGGUGGUAUCAGGGCACCCCAACGUCGUUCAGCUGCACGCUGCGUGUGAGGAUGACAAGAGCAUCUUCCUGGUGAUGGAGUUGUGUCGGGGCGGCGAUCUAUUCGACUUCAUGCGCCAGUACGGCCGCCUGCCCGAGUCCAUGGCAGCACCAGUGUGCCGGCAGCUGCUGGCCGCGCUGCACCACUGCCACACGUGCGGGGUGCUGCAUCGGGAUGUGAAGCCCGAGAACGUGCUGCUGCUGCAGCCCGGCAGUGUCAAGCAGAUCAAGCUCGUGGACUUUGGCAUUUCCACAGACGUCGAACCUGAUGCUGCCUCCUGCAAGCUAUAUGGCACACCCCUCUAUCUCGCCCCAGAGACGCUAGACGGCAUUUGGGGCCCUCCAGCAGACGUCUGGAGCACAGGAGUUCUAGUCUACGCAUUGCUCUCCGGACUGCCUCCCUUUUGGGCUGCAUCAAACGAGGCCAUAUACAACGCCAUUAGAACUAAAGCCCCUCGAUUUUCAUCUGCGCGUUGGAAGCAUGUUUCGGAGGAAGCCAAAGAGCUGCUUCAAGCCAUGCUGGUCAAAGACCCCUCCAGACGAAUCACAACAAGCCAAGCUUUAGCACACGAAUGGGUUCGGGAUACAGCAGCCACUCCGCACUGCCACUCGCUCCCACCUCCCCGUAUCCUCUCACCGCAUUCAUCAUCCAGCUUCUUCUCUGGGAGAACCCUCGACAGUGAACCUUCUCUUUCCUCUCAGGCUUCAGUGUCCUCAGAACCUUCAGUUGGCUCAGAACCUUCUCCCUCACCGGGGGGUCUGUUUAGGGAACCAUCAUUAGCUUUAGGUCUACUAUGA